AAGAAAAAAAGGGGAAAAGCAGUUCGAGUGAAUGAACACACCCGCUUAGAUAAAAAUGCGUUAAAUUUUAAUUCUUCCAUCUUCCUGGCAUUUGCAGUUGCUUCAAGAACUAUCUGGACUUGCUUUUCAACCAAGUCGCAGGAAUUUCCAACGAAGAGGAUGAGAUCCAACAUCGUCACCGAGGCAGGAUUGCCAACAAGGGUGGGGCAAUGGUGGGAAGGCAUUCCAUUCUUUACUUCAGCUAUUAUGAUUAUCUGUGGAACCAUUUACUUGGUGUGUCUCUUGGUUGGAUAUGACUCAUUUGUCGAAGUAUGUUUCUUACCUGUGGCAAUCCUAUCGCAGUUCCAAGUUUACAGGAUUUUUACGUCCGUUCUUUUUCACGGCUCGCUACUUCAUGUUUUAUUCAACAUGUUGGCUUUAGUGCCUUUGGGUUCUGAACUAGAAAGAAUCAUGGGAUCAAUCCGCAUGCUCUACCUGACAAUUCUCCUAGCCAUAAGCAAUGCUAUUAUUCAUCUUUUCAUCGCUGUUGUCAUGGCUCAUAACCCCCUUCAUCAUUAUGACAAUCCUAUGAAUGAGUGUGCCAUAGGAUUCUCUGGAAUUUUGUUUUCAUUGAUUGUUAUAGAGACAAGUUUGAGUGGUAUUCAAUCCAGGAGUGUUUUUGGCCUCUUUAGUGUUCCUGCUCAAUGGUAUGUGUGGAUUUUGUUGGUGGUGUUCCAGCUUCUAAUGACAAACGUCUCAUUUCUAGGGCACCUAUGUGGCAUAGUAUCUGGAUUUGCCUAUACUUAUGGAUUAUUAAACUUUCUCUCACCUGGAACGUCCUUUUAUUCUACUAUGGAGUCUUCCUCUUUGCUUUCAUCUUGUGUGAGGCGACCAAAAUUUAUUUUGUGCACUGGUGGAAAUCCUUCUGCCCAGCUUCCAACGUAUUCUGGCCAAAAUACCAUGACCAAUGGCCUCGCCUUUCCUAAUGUCUGGAGAAACUUAUCUUCAUGGAUGCCGCGUAGAGAUGCAGUUACUGAGCCACAACAAGACAGCAGAUUUCCUGGACGUGGAAGAACACUUGGUUCCGUUCAAAACCAAACAGUUCCUGUUGAUGAUUCAGAGUUUGAUCUGCAGACCAGGUUAUUGGAUAGGAGUGCUGCAGACCAUCAGUCAUCUGAUGGAAGGCAAAACAAUACCGCGGUAGUAGAUCGGGCAACCCCAAUACAAAACCAGAGACCAGUUGCCUUUGAUGCAGCGAUUCAAAAAUUAGUAUCAAUGGGUUUUGAAAAGACCCAGGUAGAAGUUGCACUAGCAGCGGCGGAUGGGGACGUUAAUAUAGCCGUUGAAAUUCUUAUGAGCCAAAAGGAGUAGUUGAAAAUUGCAACCAAGUAUAAUUGAGCUCAUGCCAUGGCUUUCACUACACAGGAUUUUCUUCACUUUUACUCGGUUUUAAUUUCAUUUUGUGUUGUAUUUUUCAAGGGAAUCUUUUAGGCUUAGAGGGGAUAUGUGCUCUAAUCUUGAAAAUAUAUGUGAAGCUUUAUAAGCAGAGAAGGCCAAUGGAAAUGUAAUUAGAUGUGGACCUCUUGAGAUUGAAUCCAAGAUAUAUUAGCUCUUCUUUGUA
Molecule: messenger RNA, 1600 nt
Organism: Cucurbita maxima (winter squash)
Lineage: Eukaryota; Viridiplantae; Streptophyta; Magnoliopsida; Cucurbitales; Cucurbitaceae
Product: rhomboid-like protein 15
Exons: 13
Coding region: 160-1350 (396 amino acids)
Biological process (GO): endoplasmic reticulum unfolded protein response
Cellular component (GO): endoplasmic reticulum membrane; Hrd1p ubiquitin ligase ERAD-L complex
Molecular function (GO): ubiquitin-specific protease binding; misfolded protein binding; serine-type endopeptidase activity
Source: RefSeq, a predicted model, not a curated record